Aethina tumida (small hive beetle) is the source of this 1842-nucleotide messenger RNA. RefSeq lists its product as uncharacterized. Bases 69 to 1088 code for a protein of 339 amino acids. The transcript has 4 exons. Lineage: Eukaryota; Metazoa; Arthropoda; Insecta; Coleoptera; Nitidulidae. The record is from RefSeq and is a predicted model, not a curated record.
CCAGAAAUGAAUUAACUUAUUUACAAACAUUAAAAAUAAUAUAAAAAACAAAUUGUAGCAUUUUAAAAAUGUGUAUGGGUGAGUGUGGCUCAGAUUGCCGUGACAUAAACAACAACUUGCAAAAAUCUGAGCUCACCUCGUUCGAAAAUGAUUCUGUGUACUUUCAACAAGUCAUACGUCCAAUGCUCGCGCCUGGACACGAAUCCGAAUUUAUAUUUUGGCUUAAAUGCUUUGGGAUGAUACCCAACAAUCAGGUUUGCAAAAAUGCAGCUUUCAACCAGGACUGCAACAAGGCCAUGAGUUGGGUGAACUAUCGGGCCCAUGAUUUAUACCAGUGGAAGUGCAAUAAUUGUUCAGAAAAGAAGAGCAUCAGAGAAGGAUCAGUCUUUUCUGAUGUUAAAUGCAAUUUUAAUAAUGUUAUUAGAGUCUUGCUGGGCUGGUGCAAGUCUUAUGACUACGAAAGUUUAGCUGCAAUAUUAGAUAUUAAGAAGAGCGUUAUAUGCACACUUUAUAACAUCGCCGCGAGAGUAGCCGAAGAUUACAUCAAACAGAAUAUUGGGGAUUUCCAAAUAGGUGGCCCAAAUAAAAUCGUCCUCAUAGACACUUAUCCAGCGGGAUGCGGAAACUACAGUCAAAACCGGGGUCACCGCCCAAUUUUAUGCCUUUGCGAAGUCAAGACAAUACCCCAGAAAUUCUGGUUCCAGUCAUUGGACAGAACCAGAUGCUCUCAAGUUGUUCAAACCAACAAAGUGAAAAUUCUUCAAGCCAUAAGAGAAGUUGUACGACCAGGAUCGAUACUGAUAGCACCCAUGGAAAACAACGCAUGUUCAUACAACGAUUUGCUUCCGUUGAAAGAUAUGUUUCCUACAAUCAUCAGCGUCGAGACUCUAAGGCGGCACAACACGAAUAGGGUCUGUUGUGAGGAUAACUUGGACGUCAUAUGGAGGAAGGCUUUGGAUGUUUGUGAGCAGGCGCAGUUCUACAAUCACAUGCAUAUACAACAGUAUUUGACCAGUUACAUGUGGCAGCAAAUGUUUGGUGCUGAAAGUUUUGAGAGGUUGUUGCAUCAGUUUAGCAUUCAUAAUUAAUGCUUUGAGAUUAUGAGAUUAUCUGUUUUAAAUAUGUGUUAUUUGUUUUGAUAUUAUAUUUAUUUAAAUUUUUACCUAUAACUGAAAUUAUCUGGAUUUGUUCUGUAUUUUUUUGUUGUUUGAUAAUUAAAAUUCAUGUUGUUUAUAAGAUAGUGUUAACAGAAAAUCUUAAGCAAUAAAUUUUGGUGCUCCUUUCGUAAAAUUUACGAAAUUUUCUCAUAUUUGAGACAAGUAAAAGUAUACGCAUAAUUAAUCACCUAUUUAAAGUCAACAAUUUUGUUGUAAUACAAGUAUAAUAUUUUUAAUCUGUUUAUUAUUAAGAUAUUGUUAAUGUUUUUACUUGGUUUUCACCAAUGUGCCUUAUCAUUUGAAUAUGACUCACUUAUUUGUAGUAUCUGAUAUUGUAUUCAUUUUGUUAAUAAUAAUUUAGCAAUAAUUAAGUUAUUAAUUAAUAUUUAAUUGUUAAAACACUGUCAAUUAUAAUACUUAAAAUACAGUGAUGGAUGAAUUCAAGAAGUUUUAGUCGACUAUCGUCAGAGUCGAGUCACCAGUCAUGAUAGAAAUGACUUAAUUUGCCAUUCAAACAUCUUGAAGUCACUCAUCACUACUGAAAGUUAUGUUACAGUAGUUUAUAUUAUUGUGCCCAAGACUUGUGUUAAACUGCACCUAGAAAACCGACUUUAUGAUAGGUUUAAGGUUUAUAAGAGAAAUAAAACCACAUUUAAUGAAUAAAUUGUUUUGAUUAUGUAUUUAA